CUUGAUCACGUGAUCAUAUUGGCUAAGCUUGGGUAUACAUAUUACAGGUUGUGAGGCGAAGUGUACGUUUGUCUUCUUAAAACAAGCCAACUGUGUCUAUUUUGAUAUUUGUUACUGAAAAAAUAUCAAAAUGUCGACUAAAUCAAAAAAGACAGUAUCAUCGUCUUCAAACAUAAGUGUUGUGUCGUCAGUUCAAAGCCCUCAACAAUCAAGCACUCCUGUUGGUAGCCGCCCUUCUAGUUCAGCCGGCCGGCCACACAGCCCUCUAAGCCCUACAAGACAUAGUCGUUUACAAGAGAAGGAAAACUUACAAAACCUAAAUGACCGCCUUGCAGCUUACAUUGAUAAAGUACGCCAGCUUGAGAGUGAAAACUCAGGAUUGCGUCGCGAAAUACAAACAACCCAGGAGGUGGUCACACGCGAGGUUUCCAACAUUAAAGGAAUGUAUGAACAUGAACUUCAAGAUGCUCGAAAACUUUUAGACGAUACUUCUCGAGAAAAGGCUAAGUUGGAGAUUGAUUUGAAGAGAUUGAUAGAGGAAAACGACGAUCUCAGUAAACGUUUGGAUAAAAAAACAAAAGACUGGCAGCAGGCAGACAAUUUAGCUCUUCAUUUCGAGAACCGUUUCACUGAAGAAAGCAACAAGUACAACACCGCCCUCGCUGAUAAGAAGAAAGCUCAAGAUGAGGCCAGAGAUCUGGCAAAGGAGUUGGACAAACUACGCAAAGUAUACGCGGAGACACGCAAGACCCUUGAAGAAGAGAUGCUUUGCCGAAUUGAUAUGGAGAAUACAGUACAGAGUCUGCGUGAAGAACUCUCUUUCAAAGAUCAGGUGUUCCAACAAGAGCUGCAAGAGACUCGAACUCGGAGACAGGUCGAGAUCACUGAAAUUGAUGGGCGUCUUGCUCAACAGUAUGAAGCUAAACUCCAACAGAGUCUCCAAGAGCUGCGCGAGCAACAAGAGGCCAACAUGAAAGCCAAUCGUGAUGAAAUUGAAGCUCUCUAUGAAAAUAAGAUGAAGAAUCUCCAAGCGGCGGCCAAUCGCAAUAGCAGCGCGGCGACUGUCGCUGUUGAGGAGCUCCGUACGAUGCGCACACGCAUCGACAGUCUCAACAACACUCUUAACGAUUUGGAGAACAAGAAUGCCGCUCUUAGUAACCGUUGCCGUGAACUAGAGCGUCAACUGGAGUCUGAACGGGCUCGUCACGCUGAAGAUCUGGCCUCAUUGGAGCAAGAGCUGGCUCGACUUCGCGAUGAAAUGGCGGCCCAACUCCGGGAGUACGCCACUCUUAUGGACAUCAAGAUCUCGCUGGACCAUGAGAUUGCCACCUACCGCGCCCUUCUUGAGGGUGAAGAGGACAGGUUGAACCUGACAUCCCAGUCGCCAGGUCGCGAAUCUCGUGCCUCCAUGAGCGCGAGCGCGAGCGUCAGCGGGAGCGGACGAAUCACUCCGGGACGACGUGCCACGCCCCUUCGCGCCGCUCGUAAGCGCACUCUGCUCGAUGAGAGCGAGGAAAGGAGCCUCCAGGACUUCAGCGUUACCUCCAGUGCUAAGGGAGACCUGGAAGUCGCCGAAGCCUGCCCCGAUGGUAGCUUCGUCAAGAUUCGGAACAAGGGAAAGAAGGAACUAAGCCUCGGCGGCUACCAAAUUGUGCGUAAAGCCGGUGACCAAGAGACCCUAUUCAAGUUCCACCGUACCGUGAAGUUGGAGCCUGGUGCAAUCACCACCGUUUGGUCUGCAGACGUUGGCGCUGACCACGAGCCACCCAAGGACAUUGUCAUGAAGGGACAGAAGUGGUUCGUCGCUGAUACAUUCACCACCGUGUUGCUCAAUAAUGAACAAGAGGAGAUAGCCGUGUCCGAGAGACAGCGGCGGCAAAUAAGCACAAGCGCUCAAAGACACCGUGAGCUCGCACAUAAGUUUCCCCGACGUGAAGGGUUGGGUGAAAUUCGUGAGGGUGAAGAGAAUUGCCGUAUAAUGUAAACAGCCACGAGCAAAUAAUUAUUACGUUAGGUGCCUCAUCAUUAGAUGUUUUAGAUAUUAAACUUGUGUGUUAAUAGAACUGCCAUAAGUCAGAAAGUCAAUGAAUUUAAUUCAAUAUUUACAAAGCUUCGGAAGCUUUUUGGUCCGACUGUGCUCAUUAUCUUAGAAGUUUCCUAAAUCUUGGCUUAAAAUACUGAAAAAGAAAAUAAAAAAAAUAUUCCUACUUUCUCCCUCCGCCUGUUAAUUCGUCACUGUAUUUAUAAUAUGAUAAGCCUCUAUGAAGCCGAAAUUUGGAUGGAAUAUCUCCCAAGCUUUGUCGGUGAUGGAAAAUUUAAUGGUGUUCUAUUUGCACAAGCGGCGUGACAUGCCACGAUAGUUGGUUUCACAAGUUUUUCAUUGCUUUGUAGACACAAUAUGCCUUAUUUCAUAUGAAUAUAAAUUUUUCUGCAAUUUAUUAAACCACCUAUCGUGCAGUUAUCGUGCCUUAUUAACAAUCAAAGCUGACUAAAUAAUACAUCACUUGGUUUAACCGCAAGCGUGCACUGCCAUACAUACUUGCUUCCACACAUUCAGUGAACAAAGUACAAAGUUGUAGUUCACAUAGCGAGGCAAUCCGUAGAUGUAAUCUACUAAAUUAAUAUUACAUUGAAUAGAUUAUUUUUUUAGUAUUAAGUCAAACGUGACCGUUUCAUAGGUUGUCAAUUUAGAUUAUAAGUAUUUCACGUUAUUAAUAUUUUUAUAUAACAGAAAACAGGUGCAAGUCGCAAAUUAAGAUACAGAAAAUAUACAAAAUUUUAAGGUCUUUGUGGGGUGUGGUUUUCCUUUUCAAAAAUAAUUAAUGUACUGUAAGAAUAUGUUAAGAAAUUACGUACUUUCAUUUUUACGUUAAGAGGACAGAAUCUUAUUGUUUUUUAUUGAAUCAUUGGCUAAGAAGAUUUCAUUGAAAAAAAUUGUGUAAUGUGCAAAUUACUUUAUAAAAAUAAAUAUAUAUUUAGUUUUAAUCAA
Molecule: messenger RNA, 2989 nt
Organism: Pieris napi
Lineage: Eukaryota; Metazoa; Arthropoda; Insecta; Lepidoptera; Pieridae
Product: lamin-C-like
Exons: 10
Coding region: 131-1984 (617 amino acids)
Source: RefSeq, a predicted model, not a curated record